Molecule: messenger RNA, 2087 nt
Organism: Neodiprion fabricii
Lineage: Eukaryota; Metazoa; Arthropoda; Insecta; Hymenoptera; Diprionidae
Exons: 5
Coding region: 607-1725 (372 amino acids)
Source: RefSeq, a predicted model, not a curated record
AGAAGAUCGGAGGAAAACAGUGUUGGGAAUGGAAUCGCGUCCGGCCAGCCUUAAAGCCAUCGGCCUCGUUCAUGGCACCCGCUGGAAAGACGCCAUUGGCCAAAUCACGCUUAUUUAGUAAGGUCCCAAUUCGCGCCGAGUCGACUUCUUGAAAAACGCGACGAGUCUUGAAAAUCGAAAUAUCAGCAGUGCGAUGAGCCGGGAUAUAGAAUGGCUGAUUUCUGUUCGAGGUAAAACGUGCCGUGCGUGUUUCGAAGGUCUUUUAUCGCGAGUGAGUUUGCGGCUGAACGGCUGAAAUGUAACGGCUCAAUUGCUCCGCGGAACCGCAAGAACUUUGACCGUUCGUGAAAAAAACGACGAUACAAGCCGUACUGCGCCACAAGCAAAGCGAGUGAACAGUGUCCGACCUUCCAUUCAUCCUUUUUCUUUCCAAGUGUUAAGGCAUCGGCUCCGAGCCUUGGUCAAUUCUACUUGGUAGAAGUUUGUUGAAUGUUCACAUCUUAGUCCAGCUGAUAAUUGACCGAGAGGCUCGAACGCUGGGAUCUUACGAUUAGUCAAUCUGGCCAACCCGCUACCGCGUACUCGAUAAUAAAGGUAACUUGAGCCAUGCACCAGGCAGUGAUAGAAACCUGGGCCGUGAGCUGUCUACUGGCAAUUUAUAUCGGACCUCUUAGCGGAAGUCCUGUCAGGACGUAUUGGACUCCACAACAAGCGGGAAAAGUUGUCAAAUACCCACAGACCGGAAAGGAUUACCCCGCACACAUUAAUUACGGGGCCGAAUACCGAGGUUCAUUAAAGUCCCAAUUUGAAAGUAACGAUCCAUUCCAGCUACAGCAGUGGCGGCAGUCGCGAAAUCAUCCAGCUCAAUCUAAGGAAUAUGACUAUGGAGAUAAGUACUCAAACUGGUUUCGAAAAGAUCAGAAAUCAUACUAUCAGAGCCUAUCGCAAGUGACCGAAAAUCCUUCGGGAAAAGUUCAAGACGAGGAAAGGUUCUCUGCCCUGCCGGGAACACAUAGUUACUACCAAGACUAUCUUCCCCUCGACGUUGAAGAAGCGGAUCCCGACUCGAAGGAAUAUGAUACGAAGAAGAUCAUUGGUGAAGUCGAUCCUUCGAAUGUUCAGGAUGAAAUCGACAGGAAAGUGAAAAAUUCUACUACUGAAAAGAUCGCAUCACUUAUUACUAAGAUGUUGUUGAAAGAGGAUUCCUACGUACCAAGUCUGAGUGAAUUGGAUAUCCUGAAUUCUUUGGAGGGUAAAAUAAUUGCAAAGACUAUCGAUCGCGAAGAAAUUAAACGCGGGGUCAGACAGGUAUCAAGUCAGCAGAAGCCAGGAGUCGUCUUGACGUUGGCCAGGUUGGCUUUUGAGAAAGUGAACGACACUAAAUCAGCGGUUAACCAGAUUGGUGCCAUAGUUAACAGCAAUCUUUCACCCGAUGUUUCGUCCACCUCGCGCCCCUCGACUACCUCCAGUGCUACAACUAGUGUAACCGGUACUUUGAUAGAUGCAAAUACAACUAUGACAACAACCACAACCGAAGCUCCCUUCGUGCUAACCAGAUCUGAAUUGCUGGGAAUUAUCAGAAGAAAUCUCAGAGGAUUGGUCAGGCUGUUUAACAUUGAGUGGCGCGAAGCGUUGAGCCAAUCCCAAGUGUCGGUGAGAGACUUUCAACGGGAUCUUGGAAACCAAAUUCGACCCUACCUCGAAGACAAUCCUAAUGUAAACUAAUUAUUUGGUGAGAAACUGAAGCAGCCAUCCGUAGGAUAGUUUUACAUUUAUUCCGUAUUUAGGAUCGCAUUAUUGUCAAUUGUUUGUAUUUUAUGAGUUCAAUUUAAAAAUGACCAAAGACUGGAUUUGUCAUAAGUGAAAUACUUGAGUGGAUUAGUUCGACUACUGCCUAAACCUAAAUAUUGUAAUUUAUUUCUAUUUAUUAUUUGAACUGUUGAUUUGUUCAGUUAUUUCUCAAGCAUAAGUAUACUUCUCCUGUAAUUUAUUGUACAUAGUACUGUUUGGGACCAAGGCGUAACAUAAUAUCUGUAGUGAUUUUUGUACGAUUUCGUCAAUAAUGAAUUAAAGCACAUUAAAAUGUU